Molecule: messenger RNA, 228 nt
Organism: Iphiclides podalirius (scarce swallowtail)
Lineage: Eukaryota; Metazoa; Arthropoda; Insecta; Lepidoptera; Papilionidae
Source: the annotation of a GenBank genome assembly
AUGGACAAACGGAUUUUAAUUGCCCUCGUGUGCCUCUGCCUGUGCGCUGUGGCCACUGCGCGGGUGCUGCCGAGGUACGGGGGCCCAGAGUAUUGGGUGACCAGGUUCAACAACGGAGGAAGGUUCUCUUUCCGCGGGUACGGGAAGUGCCCUAUAGGCUAUGUCAGGAGUCCAGCGUUCACCUGCGUAAAGUGCGAAUUAUACAAAGGCAUCACUGGAAGUUAUUGU